AUGGCAAAAACUAUUUCACUUAUCAGAGGAAACGUUGUAACCCCCAAGAAGGUUAUAUACGGUGGCUUCGUGCUCGUUGUGGAUGGAAUCAUUGAAGGAGUUGGGGGCCGUGCUUAUUUACCAUCAAAAGAGGACCUCCAGCAAAAAUAUGGCGAGAUAAACCUCGAGGUGACUGAGGAGGAUUUCAUUCUUCCUGGAUUUGUGGAUAUUCACAAUCAUGGCCUCGGUGGUGCUGAUGAUGUUAUUGGUCACUGGUCAAAUCCUGAAUUCUCACUCAAAGAACUUGCACGCUGCGGAACACUCUGCACAUUGGCAUCUAUCAUUUUUUCUGAAGAUCACAAGGAUCUUGUUGCUAAAUGCAUUAAGGAGGUGGAAAGUCGUGUAAAUCGUUAUAUCCCAGACUGCGCCACUCUUGGUGGAAUUCAUGCGGAGGGUCCAGUGAUCCAUGAUCGCGGGGGACUUCCAUCUUGUAAUAGCCGAUGGACGCUUGAGCAGUUUAAAAAACUUUGUACCACGAUGCCAUCUAUGCGUGUAAUGACCAUUUCACCACACAUUGACGCCUCCAGCAACUACGAACUUAUCAAGCACUUACUUCACAUUGGUGUGCGACCUUCUCUUGGUCAUGACCGAGUGGCCACAAAGAAAGAUAUCCUGGGUGCGUUAAAACUUGCUACAACAGAAGAAGAAAGAUUUCACGUCACACACAUGCACAACGUCAUGUCGUUUCACCAUCGAAAUGCAUCACUCAUAAAUGUCUCACUCUGCUCUACAUUUCCCGAUGCAGAUAUUUACAAGGGUGCUCUCCCUCCAACUGUUGAAAUUAUUGCUGAUCUCGUUCAUGUGGAUGCUAUCCCUGUACAGGCGACUAUAUCGGCUCGUGGUUGUGAUGAUAUUGCCGCUAUAACAGACUGCAUAUCAGAACAUCGUCCCGGAAAACGCCUUAAAUACAAUGGACGUUUAAGUGUUGUUCGCGCAGAAGGUGGUUGCUACCUCUGUGAUGCUUUGGGAAGGCCGUCAAAAACUCUGGCUGGGAGUACUAGUUGUUUAUCAGAUCUGUUUAUGAAUUUGGUCUCGCUAUUUCGUGUUAAUUUGGUUUCAGCAUGUAAAAUGGUCGCCACAACUCCCGCCAAAAUUGCACGACUAAACGGGGUCGGUUCGAUUGAAAAAGGUAAGCAAGCAAACCUUUUACUACUUAACUCAGACUUGGACACUAUUAAAAAACGUAUGAUUUAUGGGAAAUGGACUUCCCAUGGUGAGUACCGUCUCUUAAGACCGGCUGUCUCUCAUAUGUAA
Messenger RNA from Trypanosoma theileri, 1293 nucleotides. RefSeq names its product putative N-acetylglucosamine-6-phosphate deacetylase-like protein. Gene Ontology annotation, biological process: N-acetylglucosamine catabolic process. The record is from RefSeq and is a predicted model, not a curated record. Gene Ontology annotation, molecular function: N-acetylglucosamine-6-phosphate deacetylase activity. The transcript has a single exon. Lineage: Eukaryota; Euglenozoa; Kinetoplastea; Trypanosomatida; Trypanosomatidae. The coding region runs from base 1 to 1293 and encodes 430 amino acids.